AUGUCUGUCGUGGGCUUUGACUUGGGCAAUCUGCAAUCUGUUAUUUCGGUUGCUCGCAAUCGUGGCAUUGACGUUAUCUGCAAUGAGGUCUCCAAUCGCGCUACACCCUCGCUGGUUUCGUUUGGAUUGAAGCAACGCUUUCUUGGUGAAGCAGCAAAGACCCAAGAAGUGAGCAACUUCAAGAACACUGUCAGCAACAUGAAACGCUUAGCUGGUCGUACAGUGGGCGAUGCUGAAAUUCAAGAAGUGGAAGCCAAGCUGACACCUGUUGAAUUGGUGGAUGUUGAUGGUCAAGUGGGAGUCAAGGUUAAUUAUCUUGGUGAACAGCAAACGUUUUCCAAUAUCCAACUUAUUGCCAUGUAUCUUGGGAAGCUACGAGACAUCACUGCCUAUGAGAUCCAGAACGCUGUAUCCGAUUGUGUCAUCACCGUGCCCGGCUGGUUCACCGAUUCACAACGUCGUGCGGUGCUAAGUGCAUCUGAAAUUGCAGGUCUCAACUGUUUACGUUUGGUGAAUGAUCUCACAGCGGCAGCUCUUGGCUAUGGCAUCACCAAAUUGGAUCUGCCAGAAGAAAAACCACGCAAUGUCGUGUUUGUGGAUAUCGGCCAUUCCGAUUAUUCUGUUCAAGUGGUCUCUUUUGUCAAAGGCCAGUUGACGGUACGCAGCGCUGCAUACGACAUCCAUUUCGGUGGUCGCGACUUUGAUCAAGUUAUUAUGGAACAUCUUGCCUUCGAGUUUAAGGAAAAGUACAAGAUCGAUGUGUGGAGCAACAAGAAAGCAAUCCUUCGUUUACGUGUGGCUGCUGAAAAGUGCAAGCGUGUGCUAUCAGCCAAUCCUCAGGCAGCUGUCAACAUUGAAUCCAUCAUGGAAGAUCGAGACGUUAGCACCAUUGUCAAUCGUAGCGACUUUGAGGAAUGGGCACAGCAUCUUUUUGGUCGUACAGCUGAUACGUUACAAAAGGCAUUGGCCAAGGCAGGCAUGUCAGCUGCUGAUAUUGAUGCAGUGGAGCUCGUUGGUGGUACAACCCGCAUUCCUGCCAUCAAAACAACUGUAAAGCAGGUCCUUGGCAAAGAGAUUUCCACAACACUCAAUCAAGAUGAAGCCAUUUCACGUGGUGCAGCCCUUCAAUGCGCUAUCAUUUCUCCCGUUUUCAAAGUGCGUGAUUUCCGUGUCAAUGAUAUUUGCAGCUAUCCAAUCAAGUUGUCAUGGGAUCCAACGCCUGAAGAAGAUGACACGGAGAUUGUUGUCUUUGAUCGCAACAAUAGUAUCCCGUCCACCAAGAUCCUCACUUUCACUCGAAGCGAGCCAUUCACUUUGUACGCGUCCUAUGUCCAUCCCGAAGAAAUCCCACGUGGCAUCAACCCUUGGAUCGGCCAAUUCACUAUCAAGAAUGUUGAACCUGCCAACAGCUCUGGCGAACCUUCUGACAUCAAGGUCAAGGUUAGACUCAACAUCCAUGGUAUCCUUUCAGUCGAAUCAGCAUACACAGUGGAAGAAAAGGAACAUGUUGAAGAGAUCACCAACAAGGAUGGCGAAAAGGAAACCAAGAAGACUAAAAAGUUGGUCAAGAAGGCCGAUCUUCCUGUUGUCUCGGGCACCACUGCUUUGAGUAAGCCUCUUAUGGACAAGUACAUUGAACAAGAGAGUCAAAUGUCCUCCAGCGACAAGUUGAUUGCUGCUACUGAAGCUGCCAAGAAUUCGCUCGAGGAAUAUGGAUAUGAGAUGCGUGACAAAGUGGAAGGUCCCUAUGCGGCCUAUAUUGAUCCUGGAGUCAAAGAUCAAUUCUUGAAAGAUUUGAAUGCCGUGGUGGAUUGGAUUUAUGAUGAAGGCGAUGAUCAACCCAAGUCAGUCUAUGUUGAGAAACUGAAUGCUCUCAAAAAGAUUGGUGACCCUGUUGUCGAGCGCUAUCGUGAAGCUGAGGAACGACCUAGUGCUGAACGUGGCCUGCGUAAUACGAUUGAACGGUUGACUCAAGAAGCCAUGAGCCAAGAUGAAAAGUAUUCACACAUUCCUCCUCAAGAUAAGCAGGAUAUUGUUGAUCGUGCGGAGCGUGCUCGUCGAUGGUUGGACGAUCAACUAGCCAAGCAAGCCAAUGUGCCAAAGUACGAUACACCAGUAUUGCUAUCUCGAGAUAUUGCACAAGAAGAGAAUGCUGUGAUUGCUUUCGCUACCCCCAUCCUCAACAAGCCCAAGCCUGCUCCCAAGCCCGAAGCUGAUACCCAAAUGACAGAGGACGACGAAGGAAAUAAGGAAGAGUCACAGGGUGAAAAGGAAAACGAGAUGGACAUUGACUAA
Lichtheimia ornata is the source of this 2295-nucleotide messenger RNA. RefSeq lists its product as uncharacterized. Gene Ontology annotation, molecular function: ATP binding; ATP-dependent protein folding chaperone. Gene Ontology annotation, cellular component: nucleus; cytosol. The transcript has 5 exons. Lineage: Eukaryota; Fungi; Mucoromycota; Mucoromycetes; Mucorales; Lichtheimiaceae. The record is from RefSeq and is a predicted model, not a curated record. Gene Ontology annotation, biological process: protein folding. The coding region runs from base 1 to 2295 and encodes 764 amino acids.